GUGAGCUGCUCUGAUGGCCUGAUGAAUCAUCAGCACCUGACUGACGUCAUGAUCUGACCUCCAGCUGUCAGGAACAUCAGCUGUUCCUCCCUCUCACCUGCUUGUGCAGGUUGAUUUGUUUUAAAACAAAACACCUUGUGAAGGAAAACCCCUCAACACAAACAGCAGGUCAUGUUAGGAGAAUGGAAACCGAAAGUGUUUGAGGCUGAUCUGGAAAACGAAUCUUACCGAGGAGGCGGGGCUGAGUCCAGUCUAUAAAACCAGCCGGAGCUUAUCUCUCUGAGCAGGUUUAACUUUCCAUCACUGAGAACUGAAGGAUUAUCCAUUUCUAAAAGAUCAAAACAACAAGACUUCCAUCAUGGAGAUCAUCAUCACCAAGCUGGACGGAACGUCCUGCACUCUGAAUGUAAGCCCCCAUGACACCGUGGGCUCUUUGAAGAUCCGCAUCCAGGACAAACUGGGGGAGUCCGCCGAGACCCAGARGCUGGUUUUUGAUAACGGCCGCAGGACCCCUUUGGAGGACGACUCCAGGACCCUGAGCUCCUACAACCUGCAGUCCGGGUCCCGGGUGUCCCUGCUGGUCACCCGGCCCUCCACCAUCCAGGUGUUCCUCCGAAACGAGAAGGGACAGACGACCUUCCACAUCAAACCCGACGAGACCGUGCGGGACUUCCGGAGGAAGGUGCAGGAGACUGAGGGGGUCCAAGACAGUCAGCAGAGGCUGAUCCACGAGGGCCGGGAGAUGAUGGAGGGGAAACUGAUGGACUAUAAUGUGAAGGAUAUGAGCACGAUCUACCUGACUCUGCGCCUGAGAGGAGGCUGAGGACUGWUAAUGUUCCAAUUUAGUCUUAAUAAUCGAAGCAUUCCACGUUUGUAUUGUUUUAUCACAAAAAAGUUUAUUCUAACAAAUAACUAUAUUGAAGAAAACCUAAUAAAAGUAUUAAAAAAAUUUGUUUUUAUUCAGCCCAGCAGGUGGCGCUCAAGAGACACAACAGAUAACUUUACAUCAUAUUUACCUGCUUGUUAGCAAAAUAUAUCAUUAACCAAAGGAUUAUAUUGAAACUUGCA
This is a messenger RNA of Austrofundulus limnaeus, 1068 nucleotides long. RefSeq names its product ISG15 ubiquitin like modifier (gene isg15). The transcript has 2 exons. The record is from RefSeq and is a predicted model, not a curated record. Gene Ontology annotation, molecular function: protein binding. The coding region runs from base 359 to 823 and encodes 154 amino acids. NCBI's taxonomy places the organism in Eukaryota, Metazoa, Chordata, Actinopteri, Cyprinodontiformes, Rivulidae.